Molecule: messenger RNA, 1767 nt
Organism: Haliaeetus leucocephalus (bald eagle)
Lineage: Eukaryota; Metazoa; Chordata; Aves; Accipitriformes; Accipitridae
Gene: SLC22A16
Product: solute carrier family 22 (organic cation/carnitine transporter), member 16
Exons: 7
Coding region: 38-1684 (548 amino acids)
Biological process (GO): transmembrane transport
Cellular component (GO): membrane
Source: RefSeq, a predicted model, not a curated record
UCAAGCAUGUGUCUAUUUUGCAUCUGUCUUUCAAGCUAUGUCAUGUGGUAUCCAUUACUUAGCAUCUGUGUUCAUGGCUGUUACUCCUAACUUUGUAUGUGGGAUCCCUGGAAAUGUGAGUAGUGUUCUUUUCUACAACUCUUCUGAAUCAAGUAUAGAGGACAUCUGGACACUAUGGACAUCAACAGAAAAUUACAUUGUAGUCCAGCUGGAAAAUGGAGAAAUUUGGGAACUUAAUCAGUGCAGCAGGUUCAAACGAGAAGUCACUUUGGAUCUGGCAUAUGAAUACAAAGGCAACAAGUCCAAAUUUCCUUGUUCUGAUGGAUUUCUCUAUGAUGACACAAAGUGGAAGAGCACUGUUGUUACGCAGUGGGAUCUGGUCUGUGACCGAGAAUGGCUUGCAAAAUUAAUCCAGCCUACAUUCAUGCUUGGAGUCUUGAUUGGAGCAGUGAUUUUUGGUGACAUUGCUGACAGACUGGGAAGACAGCGUGUUAUAUGGUUCACAAGUGCUGGUCAGUUUGUAUUUGGCAUCGCAGUGGCCUUCACGUUUGACUACUACAGUUUCGUGAUUGUGCGCUCUCUCCUUGCUAUGGUUUCAAGUGGCUAUCUGGUUGUGGCUUUUGUUUAUGUGACUGAAUUUGUUGGCAUAAAAGCACGAACCUGGGCUUCUAUGCAUGUCCAUGCUUUUUUUGCUGUGGGAAUUAUGGUUGUGGCACUCGUGGGAUAUUUGGUUCGGACCUGGUGGGUCUAUCAGAUAUUUCUCUCCAUAGCAACUCUUCCCUUUGUCUUGUGCUGCUGGAUGCUCCCAGAAACACCUCUUUGGCUCCUGUCAGAGGGAAGAUACGAAGAUGCACAAAAAGUAAUUAAUAUAAUGGCAAGAUGGAAUAAAGUAAGCACUCCUUGCAAAGUUUCUGAACUGUGCUCAGUCCAACAAGAUGAUCUGGUCAGAACGGGUGACAAUGACACAUCCUCAACAAAGAAGCACAACAUCUUAGACCUGUUUUGUAACUGGCACAUUGCAAGAAGGACCAUCACAGUCUGGCUGAUCUGGUUCACUGGAAGUUUGGGGUACUACGUCUUCUCCCUCAGUUCUGUCAGUCUAGGAGGCAAUGAAUAUUUAAAUCUCUUUCUCAUAGGUGCUGUGGAGUUGCCUUGCUAUAUCAUUGCUUGCAUUGGGAUGGACAAACUGGGAAGGAGAAACACACUCAUUCCAUUCCUUAUUUUAAGUGCACUGAUCUGUGUUUUAAUUAUGUUCCUACCUCAGGAUUUCAAUAUAUUAAUUAUCUUAGCAAAUAUGGCUGGAAAAUUUUCAAUAGGUGUGGCAUUUGGCCUCAUAUAUCUCUACACAGCAGAACUGUACCCAACAAUUGUAAGGUCACUUGCUGUUGGAAGUGGAAGCAUGAUGUGCCGUGUAGGUAGUGUGGUUGCUCCUUUCUGUGUAUAUCUGAGAAGUGUUUGGAUUUUCAUGCCACUUUUGCUUGUUGGAAUCAUGGCUCUUCUGAGUGGAAUAUUAACAAUAAUGCUUCCAGAAACACUGGGAAAACCAUUGACUAAUACUUUGGUGGAAGCUACAGAAAUUGGAAGAAACAAGAAAAGCUGUUCAGGAAAGACUCCAGCACACAGUGGUGCAGCAUUAGAAAAGAUAGAGAUGUUUGGUCAAGAAGCAGUCAGCACUGAGAAAUAAAGCAACAGCAAAAUGGUUGUUGCCAAUUUUAAUCAUUAUCUAAUUUAUAAGAUCUUUUUAUUCAAGAAAUGUGACUGUUCUAU